This is a messenger RNA of Candidula unifasciata, 2090 nucleotides long. The record is from the annotation of a GenBank genome assembly. NCBI's taxonomy places the organism in Eukaryota, Metazoa, Mollusca, Gastropoda, Stylommatophora, Geomitridae.
AUGGCAUCAUGCACUAAAUCCAGAGGCUGUUUUCAAAGCAUUGUGGUCUUCAUUCUGGGCUUAUACUGUGGCCAUGAAAUGUGGAACCGAGUUCGUCCAUCAGUAGACACCAACUACAGAACAUGUCAAACGGCAUCCUUCAACAAACCUGAGUUUAUCCGCAAGAGGUUAGCUUCACCUGGGAUCAGAACUGAACCUCCUGGUAAAGACAUCAGUAACACGUAUGAAGUUGCCUCCACGGAAGAUGAUACUGAGGACAACUUCCUGUUUGUGGGGAUCAUGACUGCCAGAAAGUUCCUGGAGUCGCGGGCGUUUGCCAGCAGUCAGACCUGGGUGCCCAGAGUUCCUGGCAAAGUCUACUACUUCCUGGGGGAAGGAGAAAAUUAUACUGGUCCACUAAAUGUGAUACAGCUGAAAGGAGUUAAGGAGAACGACUAUCCGCCACAAAAGAAAUCUUUCGCCAUGGUCGAGUACAUGAGCCAGCAUUUUGCGAAACACUACAAGUGGUUAAUCCGGGCUGACGAUGAUGUAUACAUGAAAGUGGACGAACUGGUCAAGUUCUUGAAGUCGGUCAAUGACAGUUACCCGCGAUACAUCGGCCAGCCAGGGUUUGGCAAAGCCGUGGAGGCGGGAAAGCUGGGACUUGCAGGGGCUUUCUGCAUGGGGGGUCCAGGGGUCAUAAUGACUCCAAAAGUAGUCAUGGGCGUGGCACCGGGUCUGAAAGACUGUCUGGGACUGACGGUCACAGGACAUGAGGACACAGAGCUAGGACGAUGUAUCACAAUAAACACAGGAGUCCAGUGUACUACAGCGUUUGAGAUGAAGGAGCUCUUCUAUCAAAACUACGCAGAGCUGGAUAUGCCCAACAGCUCUUUCAAGAAAAAUCUGGGGAAGGACGAGAUCAGAGCGGUCACUCUACAUCCGGUCAAAGAGGGGCCUUAUGUGUUCAGAGUGGACAACUUCUUUAAUAAUCUUACACUUUAUAAAAUGACGACAAAGAAAAAAUCGCUUCUUGCCGAACUAAAUGAGCUGGACAGAUUAAUCAAGGUCACAACGACAAGUUCACUGAAGCAGCGACUGGCCGACUCCUCACAGCCUAUUGAAGACAAUUAUCAGAUGGACACAAGAAUCUUCACAGAGGCUGCCUUCAGGCGUGGCGGCCAUGCUGUCAACCUAGAAAAUAUUCGCCGUCUGCCAAAAGAGAAGUCUGUGUACCAGGGACCAGACAAAUCUUGGGAAUUCAUUCGCUACAAAAGAAUGUUCAGCACCACAUUUGAGACGGGCAAAUUGGAGUUUCCUUUGGAAUACAAACGUAGAGCACAGCUACAUUCAGAAAUGACAAGCUACAUCAAAACUUUGCCAGAGAAUGUCAGAUACUCGCUGACGUUUGUGAAUGAAACCUACCAUCGUUUGUCCACUAGCAAGGGGGUUGAAACUCUCUUGUUUUUGAAGAAGUGGGUGAAGAAUAACAAAUAUGUUCAGCCAUAUUAUCUGCGGAAACCUUUGCUGGAAAAAUUAAUUGAUUUCAGAGAAGCAGAUGAGCAAGAUGAAGAGAUGGGCUCCAACGGUAAAACCAUCUACAUGCUGAUGCCCCUGUACCAGAGAUCUGCCAUCUACAGACGCUUCCUGGAGAUGUAUGCCACCACUGUCGGAGGCUACAAUGGUAAAGUGGAGCUUCGUGUAGUCAUGUUCACAGACGACAGGGGCGAACACAAGCUGAUGUCAGCCAUGACAUAUUCUCUCCUGGGCAAACAUCCACAGCUGGAUAUACGGAUUACUUACCUGGAUGAGCCUUUUAAUCGGGGCAAAGGACUGAUGACGGCCAUGUCUGACCUCCCAUACAACUCCCUCCUCCUGUUUAUGGAUGUGGAUAUGGAGUUUUCUUCCAUGUUCCUACACCGAGUUUCCAAAUACACAGUGAUGGGGAAAUCUACGUUCUUUCCAAUUUAUUUUGUGCACUUCAACCCUGAAUCCAUCUGUUACAGACAAGAUGAUUGCGAUAGUCUGCUGGAAAGUCGUCGAGAUGAAGUGGGUUUAUGGAGAAGCUUCAGUUACGGAAUUGGGGCAGUUUACAAGAAAGAUCUCAUACG